Molecule: messenger RNA, 2176 nt
Organism: Filobasidium floriforme
Lineage: Eukaryota; Fungi; Basidiomycota; Tremellomycetes; Filobasidiales; Filobasidiaceae
Exons: 14
Coding region: 11-2095 (694 amino acids)
Biological process (GO): mRNA processing
Cellular component (GO): U2-type prespliceosome; nuclear speck; nucleus
Molecular function (GO): pre-mRNA 3'-splice site binding; poly-pyrimidine tract binding
Source: RefSeq, a predicted model, not a curated record
AGCGCGCGCGAUGAAGCGAAGAAGACUAGUACUCUGUGUCACAAAGUGCGGGUCUCCUCACUCUCUACGAAUUUACGAACAACCUGCACACCUCGGACAAGUCGAUCAAGCUCCUCGACUCUCUCUUCUCUCAGCUCGAGAUUGGACACCAAACGAUCGGUUUCUCGCUCGCGCUGACCUGGCAUCUCCAGCGAAAAAAAUGGCCGACGAAUACGACGCACUCGAGGCAGCAGCCUCAUCGUUUGCCGCUACGGCCGAGGUAGGCAAGACUGAACCUCGUUCUUCGAGGAACCGUGAAUAUUCCCCUGGACAUCGUAGCAGCCGGGACGACCGUGAUCGACGAGGAGGAGACCGGGAUAGGCCUCGCGAGAGGGACGACCGGGACAGAGAUAGAGAUAGGGGAGAUUACGACAGGAGGGAUCGACGGGACUAUGAACGCGAGCGGGAGAGGAGACAUCGCGAACGUGCCGACGGUGGAGACAGAGACAGGGACAGGGAGAGGGGUUACGAUCGAGAUCAUAGAAGAAGAGAUGAUCGUGGAGGAGAUAGAUACGGAGGACGAGGUGGAGACGGAUACGAUGAUCGACGACGGGGCGGGUCGCCUCCGGGUGGGAUGAUCGCUUCGAGCAUGAGGGAAGAUCGAGGUCCUCCAGCAGGCGGACGUGGAGACUAUGGCGGGGGUGGUCGAGGUGAUUACGGUGGAGGUGGCGGUUACGGCCACGGAGGCGGGUACAGAGACGAUCGUCGCGGAGGCGGUGGUGGGGGUGGUGGACGAGAUAGGAGGAGGAGGGACGAUGACCGCGAGUUCGAGGUCGGCCCUCUUGCGAACAGGAGGCGUGAGCCUACUCCGGAGGAUGCCAUUCCCCUGAGCGAGAGGCAGAGGCUCGGGCCUAGCCGGUGGGACGAGAAGCCUCCCGGUUUCGAGGACAUCUCGGCUGUCCAAGCCAAGCAGACUGGUCAAUUCCCUGCUCCGGGACCUAACCGUCAACCCAUUCCCGCGAUGCACGGUAACCCCGGUUUCCCGGGCGCACCCGGAUUUGUCGGAGGGCCAGGCUUCCCCGGUGCCGGUGGACCCAUGGGCGGUGUCGGUAACCCCAUGCGACAGAGCAAGAGACUCUAUGUCGGUAACAUCCAGUUGACCUGCAACGAGGCUACGUUAGCGGAAUUCUUCAACAUGAAGAUGCGGGAGCAGGGUUUCGCCGUCGAGAUGCCUGGCGAACCUGUUACCAGCGUACAGCUGAAUCACGAAAAAAGCUAUGCGUUUGUCGAGUUCCGAGUACCUGAAGAAGCGACCGCGGCCAUGGCCUUUGAUGGAAUCAUCUUCCAAGCUACUCCUCUCAAGAUUCGUCGUCCCAAGGACUACGUCGGACCGGAGGGGCCUGGUGGAUCGAUGCAUAUCCCUGGCGUAGUCAGCACUACGGUUGCUGACACGCCUAACAAGAUCUAUAUCGGAGGUCUUCCGACCUAUUUGAAUGAUGAGCAGGUCAUGGAGCUUCUCAAGUCUUUCGGAGAGCUCAAAUCGUUCAACUUGGUCAAGGAAGGAGCUGGCCAGACAGGACCAUCCAAAGGUUUUGCUUUCUGCGAAUACGUCGACGAUGUCGUCACCGAAAUGGCCAUCCAGGGACUGAACGGCUUCCAGCUGGCCGAUCGGAUAUUGCUCGUACAACGAGCGUCUACGGGACGAGGUCAGCAGUCAAGCUUUGGCACAGGCGCCAACUCUGGUCCCACCGGUGUACCCAAUUUGCGAAGUCUUGCUCCCAACAUUUUGAACAACGUUGGCAUGCAGUCUGCGCCCACUUCGCGCGUGAUGCUCUUGCUUAACAUGGUGACCGCGGAAGAGUUGGUUGACGAGCAAGACUACCAGGACAUCUUGGAAGACAUCCGAGAAGAGUGUGAGAAGUAUGGUCCGGUGGACGGGCUCCGUAUUCCCAGGCCUGCUAAACGAGAGGCCAAAUGGAACCCGGGUGAGACCGCUGGUCAACAGAAGGCGCAUUACGACAAAAUCGACGAAGAUGCAGGUGUGGGCAAGGUUUGGGUUCUGUUUAAGGACAUCAACGGAGCGAGUCGCGCUAUUCAGCAGAUUGCCGGAAGGUAAGCUAGCCAAUCUCACAUCCUAUCGCAACCCACUGCUAACUGGGGCAUUAUUUGGAUGUAGGCAAUUCGGUGGAAGGACCAU